AAAUUUUCUUGCCCGUUUUUUUUUUUGUUUUUUUUUUCAAACCCUCUUUUUCUUUUCCCUCUCAUCUCAGAUGAACAGAACCCGAGAAGAAGCCCUAAGAUUCUCUCCGGCGUAAACUAUUGCCACAAAGCUUGUGCUGAAUCACACUUCCAACCACAUCGCCGAUGCAAGACUUCGUCGGCUCCGUUCGCCGAUCCCUAGUUUUCAAAUCCGCCGGAGAAGAUCCGGCCGCGUUCAGAGGAAUCGUGGAUAAGAUCGGCUCGAGUAUACGGAAAUCGCGAAUUGGACUGUUUACAAAGCCACUGGAUCCCGCGUUGCCUCCAAUUAUGACGCCGCAGAGAAAUUGCGUGAAGGUGGAGGAGGAGGGGCUGCCGCCAAUGGAAGAAGCCGCUGUGGGAGAUGAAGCAUCGGGAGUUACUGAUAAAAUUGACAUAAUGGCUGUGCCAAAAGCAGCGAUAGAAGAAGAGUCGGAGAAGAAGGAGGUUUUAUUGCCGCCGCCAAUCCGGUGGAGGAAAGGGGAAAUGAUUGGGUGUGGCGCAUUUGGGAGGGUUUACAUGGGGAUGAAUCUCGAUUCAGGCGAAUUGCUAGCUGUCAAACAGGUUGCAAUUGCGACAAACAAUGGUUCAAAGAAAACACAGGAAUAUAUUAGGGAGCUCGAGAAAGAAGUAAAUCUAUUGAAAAAUCUCUCGCAUCCAAACAUUGUGAGAUACUUGGGAACUGCUAGAGAGCAGGAUUCGUUGAAUAUAUUACUGGAAUUUGUCCCAGGAGGAUCCAUCUCAUCUCUUUUGGGGAAGUUUGGGUCUUUUCCAGAAUCUGUUAUCAGAAUGUAUACUAAACAACUGUUGUUAGGCCUAGAAUACCUGCAUGAGAACAAAAUCAUGCACAGAGACAUAAAGGGAGCAAAUAUUCUUGUUGAUAAUAAGGCAUGCAUCAAACUUGCUGAUUUUGGAGCAUCCAAGAAAGUUGAAGCGUUGGCUGCUGCAACUGGUGCUAAAUCAAUGAAGGGCACUCCGUAUUGGAUGGCUCCUGAAGUUAUUGUUCAGACCGGUCAUAGCUACUCUGCGGAUAUAUGGAGUGUUGGAUGCACCAUCAUUGAAAUGGCCACUGGAAAGGCUCCUUGGAGUCAGCAAUAUCAGGAGGUUGCUGCUCUCUUUUAUGUAGGAACAACUAAAUCUCAUCCACCGAUACCCGAGCAUCUGUCUCGUGAAGCAAAUGACUUCUUGUUAAAAUGUUUACAGAAGGAGCCAGACCUGAGGUCUACUGCAUCGGAGUUGUUAAAGCACCCAUUUGUUACUGGAGAUUCUCUGGAAUCCCAUCUCAUUCUUCGCCAUUCACUUGUGAGGGAGGGCUCUGCGAAGCGGGUGGCAGAUUUUGGGAUGGAGAUCGACAAAUCACUGAACCUAGAGGCGAAGAGGUCAUGCAAUGGUCUGAAGGAUGUUAGUGACAGAUACUCGACUGUUCACCCUGACCAAUCUUCGGAAAGAGGAUCCUUGUGGCAACCUUCCAAUUUUGAUGAUGAAAUGUGCUGUAUUGAUAAUGAUGAUGAUCUUGCACUUGGUGCAUCCGCAAAAUUCACAUAUAAUCAGAGUUAUAAUCCUAUGUAUGAGCCAAAUGAUGAUUGUGCAUGCAAGUUUGAUGAAAAUCCGAAAUUGUGUAAAAGAGAAACUGGGUUGCCACCGAAUCAAACGAUGGAUAUUGGAAACGGGUUUAAUGCUUCUGGUGAGGUUGAUUUUGGAUUCACAUUUCCAAGAGAGCAGCCAGGAGCAGAAGAUGAUGAUGAAGUAACUGAAUUCAAGAUUAGGGCAUUUCUUGAUGAAAAGGCAUUUGAACUAAAGAAGUUGCAAACACCUUUGUACAACUUCUACAAUUCGUCGAGCGUUGCUGGGCCUCCAAGUCCUACUGACAUUCCGAACAAGGAAAAUGUUGCAAACUUUUGCAACUUACCUCCUAAAAGCAGGUCACCCAAUACCAAUAGGGUGGGUAGUAAAAGACUUUCUACUGCCAUGGACAGCUCAAGUCCUGGGAGUUGUCCUAGACGACUAUCAAAUAUGAGUGAUGUGAACUUCCAUGCUUCUCAGGAGGUCCAAGAGCUUCUUCCCGAUUCUCAGCGGGACGCACUUACUGAAAGUUGUAGGUUCAAUGAGAUACAGAGGAAAUGGAAAGAAGAACUUGAUGAAGAGCUUGAAAGGACCAGAGAGCUCAUGCGUCAAGCAGGUGCAUCUAAAACAUCAUCCCCAAAGGACAGAAUUUCGAAUCGACACAAAGAUCGAUUAAGGUUUGCCUCUCCAGGGAAAUAAACUUGGGGGACAAUGGACUCGAGCUAAAAUCUACUGAAUGAGUCGACAUCUAUGCCUGUGAGUAAUCUAGUUUUUUAUUGCAAUGCUCCUGGUAUACAUCCAAGUUUUCUCUCGUUUUAUCACUAGUGUUGUGUAUAGAAGAGCUCUCCUUGUCGAAAAUUUUAUUUUCUGCCAUAAUAUAAUCAUGCGGGGCGGGGCGACUGCCUGGCCGUAACAAUGUGAUCAUGUAUGUGCUAUAUAAGUUCAAAAUUUGAAGUCUGUUUGUGCAAGAAUGAAAAUGUACCAUGUGGUUGGUUUCGAGGUAGGCAGACCUAACAUCGUCCACGUCAGCCUUAAAAACAUAUUAGACGAGGCAGAACUGUAGUUAAUCUGGUUUUGUGAUAUUAGUUAGAUGGAUAAGACCAAUAUGGGGAUAUAUGUAUGUGGUUCUCGUUCACAACACAAGUCCCGUCGUCUCCCACCCUUGACUAGGCCCAGAUGACAUCGACAACAAGAACGUUAAUUAUUCAUUUUUUUCUUUCAUGUGUAAUUCAUGCAAACAUGUCAAUUCUGAAAUUAGGACCCCAUAUAUGAUGUAUCUAUUGAAGAAAUAAGGACCACUCACUUCA
Erythranthe guttata (spotted monkey flower) is the source of this 2905-nucleotide messenger RNA. RefSeq names its product mitogen-activated protein kinase kinase kinase NPK1. Lineage: Eukaryota; Viridiplantae; Streptophyta; Magnoliopsida; Lamiales; Phrymaceae. The record is from RefSeq and is a predicted model, not a curated record. Gene Ontology annotation, biological process: protein phosphorylation; MAPK cascade. Gene Ontology annotation, molecular function: ATP binding; MAP kinase kinase kinase activity. Gene Ontology annotation, cellular component: cytoplasm.